AUGCCGUCCCCGACCCAGGUGGCGCGGGAGAAGCUGCGCAAGUAUGUCUUCGACCUCGUGAACGUGCACAACGUGCUCAUCCACCUGGCGCGGCAGCGGGGGCAGAAGCUGGAGACCGUGCAGCUGGAGUUGUCCACCUUGAGGCAGCCUGACGCCACCAAGGAGUUGCGCGUGCUCCAGGUGGAAGGCGGGGCGGGGCUCUGUCAAGGGGCAGGGUUUCCGAUGACAGGUGGGACGUUUGGAGGGGCGGGGUCAGAUGAAAGACCACACACACACACACACACCCUCCCACCCUCCUAG
Molecule: messenger RNA, 300 nt
Organism: Nyctereutes procyonoides (raccoon dog)
Lineage: Eukaryota; Metazoa; Chordata; Mammalia; Carnivora; Canidae
Product: coiled-coil domain-containing protein 183-like
Exons: 1
Coding region: 1-300 (99 amino acids)
Source: RefSeq, a predicted model, not a curated record